AUGGACUGGCAUCCUAGACAAAGGACGAAACAAUCUACCAAGGCUGCAAGAGGGAGUGAAAUAUUCUUACUCGGAGCUACUGAUGGGAAAUGCCACAUAAUUUCUAAAGAGAAAAGAAUAGAGAGAACUUCGGAUGCUCAUCAAGGGGCUGUUCUAUCUGCGAAAUGGAAUUUCGAUGGAACUUCUUUUGCCACAUCUGGAGAAGACGGACAAAUAAAAAUCUGGUCACGGAGUGGGAUGUUAAGAUCCACUUUGUGUCAACACAGUUAUCCGAUCUACUCGUUUUCAUGGGGUGAUAACUCUAAUAUGAUGCUUUUUUCCCUUGACAGACAACUAGUUAUACAAUCUCUUCAAGCGAAUGUUAAACCUUUUGCCUGGAAAGCUCAUGAUGGUGUCAUUUUGCAAGUUGAUUGGAAUGUCAUCAACAAUCAACUUAUUUCCGCUUCAGAGGAUUGCAAAUACAAAGUAAAACACCACGAUUAUAACCGUAUUUUAGUUACUUCGAUUUCAUGGUCUCCUGAUGGUCAGUUAUUUGCAGUUGGAUCGUAUGCUACUGUAGUGUUGUGUGAUAAACUUGGGUGGAUUCAUGCUUUGGAGAAAACACAUACUGGUAGUGUUCUGAGUAUCAAAUGGUCUCCUGAUGGUAAUCAAAUAGCGUGUGCUGGUGGAAAUGGUCGAAUAAUUAAUGGAUAUGUUACUGAAAGAUGUUUAGAAUGGAAUGGUUUUGAAGCAGUGUUGACAGAUGAACGAACUGUUGUAUUGCACAAUCUACGGAAUGAAUCGAUAGAACGUUUAGAAUUCCGUGAUCGCGUAUCAAAAGCAUCAUUCAGUUUCAAUUACUUUAUUGUAAUAACUAGCACUCAGUGCUAUGUAUACAAUAUUAAAAAUUUCAAUACACCCACCAUUAUUGAACUUAAAGAGUCCAACGUUACUCAUAUUUCUCAAUGUCAGAAAUAUUUUGCUUUAGCUGAUGGAUCCAGUGUGUAUAUCUACAAUUAUGAUGUACGUCUUGUUUGUUCAUUAAAACAUGCUAAUAUACACGCGGAACAAAUUUAUGCAGAUUCUUUAACUAUGAGCAAUGAUGUAAUUGGUAUUAAAGAUCAAUUAGAUAAGAAAAUUAUUCACUUAUUUGAUCCAUCGAGUGGUAAAACGCUAGGUGAUGGGAAACCAAUAUCACAUUCGAAUGAAAUUAUUAAAAUCAGUUUAAAUCAAAUGGGUAAUUCAUUUGAUCGUCGAUUGGCUCUGUUAGAUAAUAACAAAGACUUAUAUUUAAUGUCAAUUAGAAUACUUGGUAAUCAAAGGAAAAUGGUUAAAUUAGCUACAAUGGUUAGUUCAUUUCUAUGGGCUGAGACAUCAAAUAUUUUGGCAGCCAUAACAAACGAUAAACUUGUCAUCUGGUUCUAUCCUGAUAUUGCACUGACCAAUAGUGAUAUACUUAACUUAACACAAGAAGAACAUAACAUAAUUGAUGAUUAUGGGAAACAAUUGGAACUGAUUAAUUUUUAUCGAGAUCGAAUAAUGAUAAAACGAGCUGAUGGAAGUACUGUUUAUUGUCCGAUUUCAAUUUACCCUGAUAAACUACAUCAAUUAGUUAGUCUAAGUAAAUGGAAUGAAGCACUGAAGUUAUGCUGGACAGUUAAGGUCGAUAAAGUGGAAUAUAUUCGAUAUAUCAAAAGUUUACCUACAACAGAAAUGAAAAAUGCUGAAAUGUUACUUUUAUCAGGUGAAUAUCAAGAGGCUGAAGCAAUUCUACUACAGAAUCAUUUAUAUUUUCGUGCUAUCAUGCUCAAUUUGCAUGCAUUUAAAUGGAAUAGAGCACUUGAAUUGGCAAAUAAAUAUAAUUUAGCAGUUGAUAUUGUAUUAUCAAUGAGACAUGAUUAUUUAAAACAAUUAAAUCGUGUUGAAGAAUUACAUUUAUUCAAUUCACAAUCAAAACAAAGUACAUUAGAUGCAUCGGAAUUGAAAGAAAGAAUUGACGAGGAAUAUCUAAAUGAGAAGAAACAACUCCAAGAAUUAUCAACCACUUGA
This is a messenger RNA of Schistosoma curassoni, 2028 nucleotides long. Lineage: Eukaryota; Metazoa; Platyhelminthes; Trematoda; Strigeidida; Schistosomatidae. The record is from the annotation of a GenBank genome assembly.